Molecule: messenger RNA, 952 nt
Organism: Panthera uncia (snow leopard)
Lineage: Eukaryota; Metazoa; Chordata; Mammalia; Carnivora; Felidae
Gene: CB4H22orf23
Product: chromosome B4 C22orf23 homolog
Exons: 7
Coding region: 198-851 (217 amino acids)
Source: RefSeq, a predicted model, not a curated record
ACGCGCCGGGAGGCGUGGGCCCGUUCCCAUGGUAGCCGGAGCCGCUGGGGGCGGGCUCUAGUCGCUGAGAUCGGGAGGGUUUUGCGCGGGGUCCAGGCGCCGCACAACCGUUGCGGGGCCGUGGUUACGGUCUCCCGAGCCCGGCUGCUCCCUGUGGGGAGGAGGCACCAGCGGAGUCUUACUUUAGGGGCCCUUCCAUGGCUUCCCAGGAAAGGGUGGAGGCAGUGACCAAAGGAACAGGGUUCUGGCGCUGCUCCAAGCCAGCCACUUACACCCCCGGGACCUGCAAGCUGCUCAGAGUGAUGAUGAAGGAAUCCAAACUGACAAACUUCCAACAGCGACACAUCAUGGACACCAUGAAAAGAGGAGACACACUGCCCCUCCAGUGCAGCCCAACAUCCAGCCAGAAGGUCUUGCCUCCCAAACAGCCGGCCUCGGCCAUCUACCUGCCUCCCAUCCUGGUGGCCCGGCCCCACCUCCGGCCUGCCAGUGUGUGCCAAGCCGGCGGGGCCUAUAGCCGGGAACCAUUCAAGCCUCAAGCCACCCGAGAUCUGGAGAAAGAGAAGCGAAGACUCCAAAACAUUUUUGCCACUGGGAAGGACUCCGAGGAACGGAAAAGGAAGCCCCCUCCGGUGCGACAGGAGGACCCAGCCCCUGAGCUGGACCGGUUUGAAGAAUUGGUAAAGGAAAUCCAGGACGGGAAAGAAUUCCUGGCUGACAUGGAGGCGCUGGGACAGGGCAGACAGUACCGAGGGAUCAUCCUUGCAGAGAUCUCCCAGAAACUGCGCGAAAUGGAAGACAUUGACCACAAGAGGAGUGAGGAACUUAGGAAGGCUCUUGCCACCCCUUGAUCUGCCUCCAGAGACAGGAGCAGAGUAGCCCAACGUGGACCACUGGAGCCCCACCCCAUCGCCAAGCAGGCUCCCCUGCGCCCCCCCCCCCCCCCCCCCCC